CGCGCUGGACUCGCGCCACGGGACGCGCGGGACGUCGAUAGCGAACCUCCGUCGGCCCGGGGUUGUCGUCGAAGAAGUGUUGGCGGCUGCGUCGCCGUCUGAGCAGGGAAUGCUCGCCGAACAUCCCCAGCUGGGGUGCCUGGCGGGAUGCCUGUCACGCAACAGGAGAAACCGGGUGUACAGAGGGGAGACGAAGAGGGUGGUGAUCGUCGGCGGUGGUUUCGCGGCGGUGCACAUGUGCGAGGAGCUGGCGAAGCAGCCCCACGACAUUAAGAUCACCAUGAUCUGCCCCAACGACCACCUGGACAUCGCGUGGGCGUCCCCACGGGCCAUCGCCAGGCCCGAGACCGCCAACCGCAACGUCAUCCCGUUCCACAAGAUCUUCGAGCGGAGCAAGCACGCGGCGAGCAUGGUGACGCACGUCCACGACACCGUGGCGUGGGUGACGGAGACGUACGUGGAGACCGCGAUGAGCUGCGAGAAAUACGAGUACGACGUCCUCGUCAUCGGCACCGGCGCCACCUACGCCGAGGGCAGCGAGGCCAAGCGGCUCAAGUCCAACCACACCAGCAUGAGCGGAAAAGAUCGCGUCAAGGAACUGAGAGAGCUCGCGGAGCGCGUGAAGGGCGCCAAGGGCGUCAUGGUCGUCGGCGCGGGUCCCACGGGCAUCGAGCUCGCCGCAGAGCUCGGCGCCGCGUACCCGCGAGUCCCCGUCAAGCUCGUCACGAACAAGUACGAGAUCGGAGCCGGCAUGCCCAAGCCGGUGAAGGCGGCGCUGCAACAGGCAUUUGUUUCGAGGCCGAACGUCACAGUGAUCGCGGGCGAGCGCGGGUCCGUCCUCGACGCCAAGCGGCACGGGUGCGACGUGGUGUUCAUGUGCGCGGGGAUGGAGCCCAACACCAGCUUCCUCGGCGGCGGGUCCCUCAAGGCUUCGCUGGACGAGAAAGGUUUCGUCAAGACGGGACUUACCGGCCAGGUGCUCGGUUUUCCCAACGUCUUCGCUCUCGGGGAUUGCGCCAAGUCGUACGCCGCGGAUGGAAGCGGGAUGGAGAUGAUGAGCGAGCGGUACCGGCGCGAGCACGACACCGAGAAGUUCGCGCGACGAGUGUGCGCGUUGAACGUGCUGCGGUGCAUCGCGGGUGAGGCGCUCGUGGACAAGGCGGCGAAGGAGCGCCGAUGGUGGCACGCGGUGGGUACCCACCGCGGGAGCACGGCUGGCGGCGGGGGGGAGGGAUACGUGUACCCCGGCGCGGUGAUAUCGCUGUCGCCGUCGGACAGCGUUGGGUACGUGCAGGGGAGCGUGGCGAGAGGUUGGUACAUGGCGGCGAGGAAGCGGAAGGAUCUGUGGAGGAUGCGGCUCAGCAAGAAGCUGACGGGGCACGACGGGCCCCACUACACGUGACGACGUAGACACCUGACAGCCGAACCCUUUUAGCUGCUAGCUAUGUCGUAAAUGACGAAAAACGAGCGC
Messenger RNA from Micromonas commoda, 1471 nucleotides. RefSeq lists its product with no specific name. The coding region runs from base 110 to 1402 and encodes 430 amino acids. The record is from RefSeq and is a predicted model, not a curated record. NCBI's taxonomy places the organism in Eukaryota, Viridiplantae, Chlorophyta, Mamiellophyceae, Mamiellales, Mamiellaceae. Gene Ontology annotation, cellular component: cytoplasm. Gene Ontology annotation, molecular function: flavin adenine dinucleotide binding; electron-transferring-flavoprotein dehydrogenase activity. The transcript has 2 exons.